AUGGACAUGAAUACAACCUCAAAGCCCGAUUCUACGGACAGAACGAGUGACGACAGUAUUUCCGCCUUGGAUAUUUCACUGAUAAUACUAAAGGUUCCUCUCAGCCCUCUAAUAGUUGUCACAAAUAGUGUGGUUUUAGUCGCCAUCUGGAAAACAACCUCUUUGCACACUCCUGGCAACAUGCUACUGUGCAACCUCGCUGUCUCGGACUUAGCAGUUGGGUUACUGAUCCAACCUCUGUUUAUCCUCAACACCUUAAGGAAGUUGGUUGUUAACGAUGAUAUAUUAUCUUCCGUCUCUAAGACAAAAGACAUUGCAGGCAUCUGUCUCUGUGGUGUGUCCUUCCUCACCGUCACAGCCAUCAGCCUGGAUAGGAUGAUUGCUCUAAAAUUUCACCUACGGUACAACAGUCUUGUCACCAUGAACAAAACAGCUCUUGCAAUUGCUGUGAUAUGGACGGUGUCUGGUUUCUCCUCCAGUUCGAAACUGUUGAAGGUGCAUGCUUUGUAUCCAGUCUUUGGUCUUAUCAUAGUGUCUUGUCUUGUUGCCAAUUUCUUUGCGUAUUUUGAGGUUUAUAGAGUAGUUAUUCGACAUCGGGGACAAAUUCACUCCCAGAUGCAAGUUAUGUCAGCCAAUGCAGGCCAAGGGAUGCGCUUCAAACAGCUCAGAAGAUCUGCCGUGACCAUAUUUUAUGUGUAUUGUCUUUUCCUUCUUUGUUAUCUUCCCUACAUUGCAACACUUGUCGCUGCUGUUUUCGUACGAACAAGCUUCGGCAAGUAUUAUGCAGUCCCUAGUACAAUUGUUUUUCUUAAUUCUGUCCUCAACCCUGUGAUGUAUUUUUGGCGUCAGUCUAACAUACGACAAGCGGUAAAGCGGAUUCUGAAAUUUAGAACCCCUUGA
Molecule: messenger RNA, 900 nt
Organism: Pocillopora meandrina
Lineage: Eukaryota; Metazoa; Cnidaria; Anthozoa; Scleractinia; Pocilloporidae
Source: the annotation of a GenBank genome assembly